UAUGAUUGCGAAGUGGGUCACUAUACGCCUCUGAACUGACCCAGGGAAAAUCCUCGGGACCUCCGUGUCCAUGAAGUGAUUUAAACAAGCCCAUGCUGAGUCAUGCUAGCUUGUAUAAUGUUAUCUUUACAUUCAUCAAUAUAUAAGCAGAAUACUCCUACGAAAUAUUUAUUCCCAAGGAACGGUCUAGUCGGAACAAGGCUUAGGAUUGGAGCAAGACUUUGACCACAAUCAGAUAAACAAGAACAUGUCCAGCAACGGGAAAUACAAAAUCAUCAUCCUCCAUGACAACAAAGAAUGGUUCUCCUUCCUGAAGGAAGAAUUCAAAGAAUAUGACGUCACAAUGGAACAGUGGAUCUCUGACGAAAUAGACUUUGAAGUGACAUCUGAGCCACCCAAAAAUGCUGUCUUUUACAACCGCUGCAGCCCAUCCUCUUACAUCAGGGGACAUCGCCUCUCUCUGGAUCAAGCAAGAGUCAUAAUUCAAUGGUUGAGAAAUCACAACCGAAUUGUUGUCAACGGCGAGAUGGCCAUUGACGUUGAGGACAGCAAAGCCUAUCAAUACGUCAUGGCCAAAAAAUGUGGACUUAACGUACCAAAGACAAUUUUCACAUCCAACCCAAAUGCACAACUCAUUGAAGAAAACUUUGGGAGAGACUCUGCAUUUGUUAUAAAACCAAACCGAGGUGGAAGAGGUCUCGACGUGAGAAAGUUCGACAACCUGGCUGAUUUCGAACAAAACACGGAACCCCUCGCAUCCACAACCGGUCUGUACGUCAUCCAAGGUUUCAUUCCGUUGACCAGCGGACUUUUCCGGGCGGAGUUUGUCGGCAAAAAGUAUCUCUAUACCAGCAAGGCUACGGCUUGUGAUGGUUUCAACUCCAACUUUUGCCCGUGCGAGGUACCACGUGACAGGUUCAAAAUUCUCCCCGAUGUGGAGGACCCAUUCAUUGAGAACUGUACCAACUUCUUCAGAUCGACAGCCCUUGAUAACGGCGCGAUUGAGUACAUAUAUGACGCUAAUGGCGUUCCAUACGUCAUCGACAUCAACUGCAACACGGGUUACAACACUGAAGCGGAAGAAGAAGCUGGUUCCAGACGAGGCUACGUUGAAGUGGCCAAAUACGUCUACAGCAAAGUGACCGAACUACGGAAAUCUCACGCCGAAAAGAAAAACAGCAUAACUCAUGAGGAUUAGAGGCAUCAUGCCAUCAGACCGUGGUUCAGGGUUAUAAUAUGAUUGACUGAUCUUCACUGCAUUCAAAUAAAAUGUAAAAUAAGAA
This is a messenger RNA of Haliotis rubra (blacklip abalone), 1283 nucleotides long. RefSeq lists its product as uncharacterized. The record is from RefSeq and is a predicted model, not a curated record. Gene Ontology annotation, cellular component: cytoplasm. Bases 248 to 1198 code for a protein of 316 amino acids. The transcript is spliced from 2 exons. Lineage: Eukaryota; Metazoa; Mollusca; Gastropoda; Lepetellida; Haliotidae. Gene Ontology annotation, molecular function: ligase activity, forming carbon-nitrogen bonds.